Setaria italica (foxtail millet) is the source of this 1521-nucleotide messenger RNA. RefSeq names its product leucine-rich repeat receptor-like protein kinase PXC2. NCBI's taxonomy places the organism in Eukaryota, Viridiplantae, Streptophyta, Magnoliopsida, Poales, Poaceae. Gene Ontology annotation, molecular function: protein binding. The coding region runs from base 1 to 1521 and encodes 506 amino acids. The transcript is spliced from 4 exons. The record is from RefSeq and is a predicted model, not a curated record.
AUGGUGGCGCGUAGCGCGACCGGCUCCUACCACAUCUGCUUCCCCGCCGCCAACCGCUGGAUCGCCCUGCCGCUGCCGCCCAUCGCGACGGACCACAACACGGCCAACGGCUUCCACUACGACAUCGGUGCGGAGCCCGGGAUCAUCUCGUUCAUGGCCGUGCUUCUCGAUCCCGCCGGCGUUGACGUGGUGAUGUUCUCUUCCAAGACCGGCAACUGGGAGACGAAGGCGCUCGUCGUGCAGGAGGAUGCGGCGCGCGACCACGGGCGAGGCCAACCCUCCCCGGGCAUCCACGCAGGGAACUGCUUCUACUGGCUGAGUGCCUCGGGUCACGGCGGCGUCCUCUGCCUUGACGUGAUUGGUAUGCUCACUAAUUUGAACGACCUUUACCUGGGCGCCAAUUACUUGGAUGGUGUGAUUAAAGAGGACCACUUUGCUAGAAUCAGGAGCUUAGAAGACUUAUCCUUAUCAGAUAAUUCCUUGAAGAUUGAGCUCAGCUCGGAAUGGCAACCUCCAUUCAGACUACAUUCUGCAGAAUUUGCAACUUGCCGAAUGGGUCCAUUGUUUCCUGCGUGGCUGCGGUGGCACGUGGAUAUUAAGUAUCUUGGUAUCUCAAGCACAGGCACACUCCCUCCAUUCCAAAUUGCAGUGAAAUUUCUCCUUCUAAGGUCCAACCGACUAACUGGCCAAAUACCAACAUUGCCGAGAAACCUGACGGUCUUGGACAUCUCCAACAAUUCAUUAUCGGGACCUCUGCCUGCUGAUUUACCAAAUCUAGAAAUGUUGUCCUUAUUCUCCAACCGCAUCAGUGGUCAUAUUCCUAAAUCUAUUUGCAAAUCUUGGAGCUUGAUGAUCUUAGACUUGGCCAACAAUCUUCUUGAAGGACAACUUCCAAAGUGCUUUGGGAAUGAACAGAUUAUAACCUUAGAGUUAAGCAACAAUAGGUUUUCUGGAACAUUACCAUCAUCUAUUCAAAAUUGCACGUUUCUAAGAAUUCUAGAUCUAGCAGGAAAUAUGUUCUUUGGAGAAUUGUCUGCAUGGAUUGCAGACUUAGUCAAUUUAAAAUUCAUAGGCCUAAGUCACAAUAUGUUCUCUGGGGUCAUUCCAAUAAACAUCACAAGCCUUAAAUACCUUCAAUACAUUGAUAUAUCAGACAAUGAACUAUCUGGUACUUUACCUAGCCACCUGUCAAAUUUAAAGUCAUUUACGAAGAGUCCGGCAUUGGGUCAAGAUGGAGUUAUUUACGGAAUGUAUAAUCCUGGUAGCUUGUCCGCAAUUACCAAGGGGCAAAUCCACGACAAUAGCCUGCCCGUUGUCGGCCGAAGGAGAGGAGAUGCCGCCGGAUCUGAGGAGGCUGCCGCCGGCCAGGGUAGGGGAGGGUCAGGGGCUUGCUCGGAUCUCGCCGUGGUCGGGGAGAGGGCCACUGGAUUCGAGGGUGUUGGAUGCUCCCGGUGGGUUGAGGACGCCGGAGUGGGGGGGAGGGGCGCCGCCUGGGUGGGGGACGAGGCCGCCGGGGUGUAA